Messenger RNA from Neltuma alba, 1563 nucleotides. RefSeq names its product ubiquinol oxidase 4, chloroplastic/chromoplastic. The transcript is spliced from 9 exons. Gene Ontology annotation, cellular component: thylakoid; mitochondrion. Gene Ontology annotation, molecular function: alternative oxidase activity. NCBI's taxonomy places the organism in Eukaryota, Viridiplantae, Streptophyta, Magnoliopsida, Fabales, Fabaceae. The record is from RefSeq and is a predicted model, not a curated record. Gene Ontology annotation, biological process: alternative respiration; carotenoid biosynthetic process. Bases 200 to 1291 code for a protein of 363 amino acids.
AUUAAGCCGAAAGAAUAUACGUCUUUUCUGGCCGCCUAUUAGCCAGACUCGCAAAACGACAAUCUCCUUCAUCGCUGAGAAAUUAACAUGACUCAAGUGGCUCAGUGCGAUACGCUUUGUUCAAUUCGAACAAUCGACUACUACCUCCUAAGCUCUGAUUGAUUCACCUCGUUUUCCUUACUGCUCAGGAAAGUGAAGAAUGGCGGCGAGUUUCUCUUCUACGGUCUUUGCAGCCUCAAUUUCGUCUUCUUCAGCUGCCAAAGCAAGGACUUUGAAGAAUUUAGCUCCCGGAUACUCGCCGGCCAAUUUUCUUCACUCUAAUCCCCUAUCAACCCGUUCGUCGGUUCCUAGGUUUGUGGGGGUUAGAGCAAGUCUUCUACAAGAUAAUGAGGAUAAAGUAAGGGUAGAAGAGUCAGUCCCGUCCAAGAUUUCUUCCACUGAUGCCAAUCAAGGAAGUAGUGGGGAGUCAAGUUCGAGUUCGCCCUCUAAUACAUUGGCGAAAUGGGUUAUCAAACUUGAACAAUCUACUAACAUAUUUCUCACGGAUUCUGUAAUAAAGAUACUUGAUGCUUUCUAUCACGAUAGACACUAUGCAAGAUUUUUUGUGCUUGAAACUAUUGCAAGAGUUCCUUACUUUGCCUUUAUAUCCGUUCUCCACUUGUAUGAGAGUUUUGGCUGGUGGAGGCGAGCGGACUAUUUGAAAGUGCAUUUUGCUGAGAGCUGGAAUGAAAUGCAUCAUUUGCUCAUCAUGGAAGAACUAGGGGGCAAUUCUUGGUGGUUUGACCGAUUUCUUGCCCAACAUAUUGCGAUAGCUUAUUAUUUUAUGACAGUUCUUAUGUAUGCUAUUAGCCCAAGAAUGGCGUAUCACUUUUCUGAAUGCGUUGAGAGUCAUGCAUAUGAAACAUAUGACAAAUUCAUCAAGGUCCAAGGAGAGGAAUUGAAGAAAAUGCCUGCACCUAAGGUGGCUGUGAAUUAUUACACAGGAAAUGACUUGUAUUUAUUUGAUGAAUUUCAAACUUCCAGAGCUCCAAAUUCUCGAAGGCCGAAGAUAGAGAAUCUGUACGAUGUAUUUGUAAAUGUCAGAGAUGAUGAGGCUGAGCACUGCAAGACGAUGAAGGCCUGCCAAACUCAUGGGAACCUCAAGUCACCACAUUCGCAUGUAGAAGAUGAUGCUUCUGAAGAUGACCCAGUCUGUUCCCUUGAAACGACUGACUGUGAAGGCAUCGUAGAUUGUAUAAAGAAGUCUAUUACAUCUGACCCUCCCAAGCUGAAGGAAACUACGCGACAAUAAAGUCAGCAGAACACAAAGGAAAACAAACGAGGUAGAGGAUAAUUACAAUAAUUACUAGAUUGUUUAUACACACAUACACACACACAGAAAUACUAUCUGAUGUAUGUCUAUUGUUAAAGAAAGGCUGCCACGGAAGGAAAUUAGAGCCGGUUUGGUUCAAACCAUUACAGAUCUGUAAUGGCAAUCUUUAUCUCAUUACCAUGAAAAGUAUGUUUGGUUGGACUUGCUAAUGGUAAUAAAUAUUGCACUGUUAAUGAGAAUUGCACAUUUUU